AUGGAAUUUUUUCACUUCGCGUUUCUCACUUUGGUGCUUAUCCUAGGCCAGUGCUAUUCCCAAAACUAUGACAAGGAGAAUUUGAAGAAACUGACGGAGUACCGCCAGCAGCACAGAAAAACAGUCGACGGGCGCCUGUGCGCUGCAGCAUUUGUGCAAGACGAUCAGACAUACACGGAUUGCACCAAGGCAACGGAUCCAAACGGAAUAACGGGCAGAGAGUGGUGUUACGUGGAAGUGCAGUUGGUAGGGAAAGGGAAUAGAGAUUGGGAUUACUGCAAAGGAGUAAUAAACUACGAUGUUGUCAGGUCAAAAGCGAGAACGUUCUAUUUAGCAAAGUCGAAUGAACUGAACAGUGCUGUGACAAAACUGGAAAUGGAAAAAAACAAAUUGGAAGGCAUAUAUGAGAAGUAUGAAGAAAUAUGUGGAAGCACCUCCGAAAUGGUGAAAAAAAAAUUUGAGGAAAUUAAUGACAUAGCUAAAAACUCCAGUAGAAACAUAAAUAAAUUGCUGCUUCAGGCAUCGUCCAUCGGUGACUCUGAAAAAAAAAUGUAUGAACUAUCAGAUGAGGUAGAGAAGAAUAGGAAACCCUUCCUGGAGGAUAAAAAAAAUUGUUCAAUAUUAAAAGCCUACAGUAUUGAAGAGAAAGCAGAUGGAUUAAUUGGAAGCUAUUAUGAUAAUGCUUAUUUCUCAGGAUACCCUGUCUCCAUACAAAGAGACAAGUAUAUAAAUUUUGUGUGGGACACUGGUAUUCCAGUAGAGAAUAUUCCAUACCAGCAUUUUUCCGUAAGGUGGGAUGGAUAUUUAAAAAUUCCGCAAACAGGGAAUUACAUCAUUAGCGUCGAACAUGACUGUGGGGUGAGAAUAUUUUUAGACGACUCCCCCAUCAUUGUAGAUAGCAUGCCUUAUCCUAAGGAAGAGGAUUCUGAAGAAAUGAGACCCAUACCUAUUCUUCCCAUCGGUAAAAUAAAUGCCAAGGUGAAUAAAGCCAGUUCCGAAGUGUUGGGACUACUUGGAGGAAAGAAAUAUAAAUUUCGUGUAGAAUAUUUCCACCUCAGUACUAUCAAAUAUGAAAACCCCGAUAUGGUGCACAUAAUGCUUUCGUGGAAAUCCGAUAACAUACUGGAGGAAAUUAUUCCAAAUAAUUAUUUUUUUCAAGGAAAUGUGACAUCUCCAUUACGACUUAGUCAGCUGAGGGGAGAAGAAUACGAAAUAACAUUUCUGCAGAAUGGAAUGCACGCUUUUAUGGACACGACCAAAUUUGUAGUGGCUGACAUUCCAUCCAUUUUUGAAAAAUCUAAAUGCAUACGUUCUACUCUGGACAAUCAUACUAUAAGCAGUGUACAUUUUAGGGUUAACACUCAUAGCGUCGUCUUUUUAGCCUUACCAAAGGAAGUGAAGGAAAUUCCACUGAAUGAUGUAACGAAGAGAGCAUUCGAAAGGACGAAGGACACUUUAUCAAUUUAUCAAGUGGAAGAAGAAAACGCGACAAAUGCUUCGGAGCAGAGCACAUAUAAAAUUUACUCUUCUGAAUAUUCCAGCGGAGAUGUCUUCAUAAAUUUGCUCAAACCGACUCCCUUUUUAAUAUUUUUGGAGCCACGUGAAUUGCACUCCUCCAAUAGUUGUAGGGGAUAUAUCCAGACAGUUUCAUUUCCAAAUUCUGGACUCUUUAAUUCUUGUUAUGCCUCAUCAUAUGAGUCAGCCAAAUUUGACUGCAAUGGUGGGUUCAGUGGAAAUAACCAGGACAAGGAGUACGAAACGUGGAAAACGGCAGCUGAUAAAUCAUUAGGGCAAUACCUAAGUGUGAACUUCAAAUACGAGAUAGACAUUCACUCCUUCACUUUUAGAACUCUGUCCUCUCUGGAGAAUCAAAUCACAGAACUGACUGUGUAUUUUCCAAAUAUUAAAACGCCUGAAGUUUUUGCCAUUUCCCCGGGACACCACCACUACAAGCUGAAUACCCCAAUAAAGGCGAAAAGCGCCAAGGUGGUCAUAUCCAAAGUGAGCGAUCCCAAACGGCAGAGUGGUGGAAACGUUGCCUUCUAUGGUAUCCCUUGUAUAGACCCCCAAAAUGAGCAACCAAAUGAACAAAAAAAUCAACGCGAAAUUAACGUAUUUUUUAGCAGCAAAAAUAAUAACACGUCAUCCAAACCGUUAAAUUGGUUAAUUGAUAAUGGACUGAAAAAGGAUCAGUAUGGAUUUUUCAAAUAUGGGUGGGGGAAAUUACCCACCCCAGUGGAAUCAGAAAAUUUGGAUAAGGACCCCUCACAUGCGGGAAUUUCUUUCCUUCCUUUGGAAUGCAAAAAUAACAACCAACCUUGUGAUACCUCUAAUACAUGGUCAAUUGAUUUACCGCAUGAAGGAACAUACUACAUGGCCAUCGAAAUAGGUUCUCCAACCGGCAGACAAGAACUAAAUUCCAUCACAGUUAAUGGAGAUGUUUACAUAAGUAAUAUGUUUUUAAAGCCUAAGCAAUAUACUAAAGUUACCUCUGAUAUUAGCAUCUCAGACAGUAAAACACUUCAAAUAUCCACUGACACCAAUACCGUAAUGCAGUCAGUGCAGCUUUUGUUCCUUCACAAAUGA
This is a messenger RNA of Plasmodium knowlesi strain H, 2586 nucleotides long. RefSeq lists its product as uncharacterized. Bases 1 to 2586 code for a protein of 861 amino acids. The record is from RefSeq and is a predicted model, not a curated record. NCBI's taxonomy places the organism in Eukaryota, Apicomplexa, Aconoidasida, Haemosporida, Plasmodiidae. The transcript has 2 exons.